Messenger RNA from Cryptomeria japonica (Japanese cedar), 1376 nucleotides. RefSeq names its product ADP-ribosylation factor-like protein 8b. The coding region runs from base 370 to 924 and encodes 184 amino acids. Gene Ontology annotation, biological process: protein transport. The record is from RefSeq and is a predicted model, not a curated record. Lineage: Eukaryota; Viridiplantae; Streptophyta; Pinopsida; Cupressales; Cupressaceae. Gene Ontology annotation, molecular function: GTPase activity; GTP binding. The transcript has 6 exons.
CAUACUAUCCAUUAUUAUGCAUUUCAAUCAAUAAUACAACUCCAAGUUAUUAUGUAUAUAUAUACAUUUUUAUGGACAGCAGGGCUGACUGAGAGAGACGGACAGAGACGAUCAGAGCGGAUCUGAAACCCAAUUAAUAAUAGCAUUAGAAGCGCCCAUUAAAUCCGUCUACAUUUGUUUGUUUGCUCUUUAAAUUUGCCCUGUUCGGUGUCUCCUCCUGCUGUAGUUCACAGUACAAAACCAUGAGGAUGGGAUUACAUAAAUAAAUAUGUCCUGAAUUACUCUUAAAAAGAAAGUCGCUCAUAAUUGCUGUGAGGAGUGUAAUUUUAGUUUUCCAGGAGCAAUCGGCAACAUUGUGACCUAUUCACAAUGGGUAUUUGGGAUACUUUUUUGAAUUGGCUUCGCAGUCUAUUUUUCAAGCAAGAGAUGGAGCUCUCUUUAAUAGGGCUCCAAAAUGCAGGGAAGUCAUCACUUGUAAAUGUUGUCGCGACCGGUGGCUAUAGUGAAGACACGAUUCCUACUGUUGGGUUUAACAUGCGAAAAGUGUGCAAGGGAAAUGUGACAAUUAAACUAUGGGACCUUGGAGGUCAACCUAGGUUCCGUAGCAUGUGGGAACGUUAUUGUCGUGGAGUCUCAGCAAUUGUAUAUGUUGUAGAUGCUGCAGACGGGGAGAACCUGUCUAUGUCCAGAAGUGAGCUGCAUGAUUUAUUGAGCAAGCCUUCAUUAAAUGGGAUUCCCUUGUUGGUACUCGGGAAUAAAAUAGAUAAGCCAGAAGCUGUUUCAAAGCAGGCAUUGAUUGAUCAGAUGGGCCUUCAAUCUAUUACGGACAGAGAGGUUUGUUGCUAUAUGAUAUCAUGCAGGAACUCCACAAAUAUUGAUGUUGUUAUUGAUUGGCUUGUGAAACACUCCAAAACAGCAAGCUGAGUUUUGCUCAAGACUACGAGGCUUAAUGGGUCUUCAUUUUGAUGAGAGAUUAUACGAGGCUCAAUUGUUGGGGAGCUGAUAGUUUGGUAAAAUUUGAUCGAGCAAUCUACAGAGGGUUUCAGUUCCAAACUUCAGUCCUCGUGUCUUAGAGCAUUUUUAUAUUAUUUCUUGUUCAAAAUGUCAUUGACCAUUUCUAGAAGGAUGACAACCGAAUGGCAAAUAUAGAGGUUUACUAGGCAUAUUUUAAUAGUUACACCUAUGGGAAAGCAUGAAAUGUUCUAUAUUUUAUUUGAUUUCUGGGCAAUUCUGCUCAUUAUUAAUCUGAUAUUAAGCCAUUUCCAUUGUAAGUGCAUUAUCAUCAGAGUGCAUAAAUGCGUAUUUUCAAUCAUGUAAAUCACUUCGUGAUUUUUCAUCUUUCAAUUCUAGGUCUUUUAUGCUUGUGCUACAUUGAA